This is a messenger RNA of Cimex lectularius (bed bug), 970 nucleotides long. RefSeq lists its product as uncharacterized. Lineage: Eukaryota; Metazoa; Arthropoda; Insecta; Hemiptera; Cimicidae. The transcript has 5 exons. The record is from RefSeq and is a predicted model, not a curated record. The coding region runs from base 90 to 767 and encodes 225 amino acids.
ACGUCCAUACCAUCUGUUCACCAUGGAAACCAUUUUUCGGCCACAAAUCGUCUAAAUUUACACUAAAUUCCAGUUAAAACACAGAUACAAUGGGAGAUUUAAAACCGUACCAGACAGUCUACAAAGGGGACUAUAUUUGGCCCUACAUCGCCCCGAUAAUUUUCAAGCCUGGUGAGCCUCCGGGUUGUCCUCCAGUAGCCAAAAAGGCCAGGGCUCAGAAGCUUCUCGAAGAGAAGAAGCCUUGUCACUGCGACAGGCAUUCAUGGAGCCCGCAUUUUGAGAGGGCGAGGCACCUCAAGCUCAAAGAACAGGCUUUCAGGGAAGCCAUGGUUGCCACAGCUCAUAAAAGAACAAUACUAGAAAAUGAGAUUCUGGACCAUCCUUGCACUGAUUCAGAGGAUGUCAUCGCUUCCCUUUAUCAGCUUAACUUCGCAAAAAGAAAUUUCCCUGUUGUUUCUUACCGUCCAAUGAUGGCGGAUCAUGACGAUCCAGUCGUUACCCCCGUUGCAAUGUUGAGAAUAGGCCUGGAUGACCAGGGAUAUAGAGAUCCGACCAAAUUUAGAUCGAUAGCUGUUGCCUGUCCUGACGUCGGCGCACCAAAAGAAGUCACAUAUUACGAUAAUCCAGCUGAAGAAGCCAAAUUCAGAAUGAGGUCGGAAUACCAGGAUACAAUAAGCAAAGUCGGUGCUGAAACUUCGAAAGCAGCUCUCCAGUUUACAGAACCGUUACUGACGAGCAGGAGACGCUGGGGCUGCAACUGUCUUUAAGUUCAUCAUAAACAUACCAACUGAUUACGAAUACUUGCAACCUUUUAACAAAGAUCUAAUCGAUUUUUAACCCAUUUUCUGCCUAAUUACUGGGAAAAUGGUUUUAAAAUGUCGGCUGAUGCCUUAGUAAUGCAUAUUCUUACCACCUUGCACAAGCAUCAUCACUAACUUAAUAAUAAACUUCAAAUUAUUUUUAAACUACA